Molecule: messenger RNA, 1098 nt
Organism: Aspergillus affinis
Lineage: Eukaryota; Fungi; Ascomycota; Eurotiomycetes; Eurotiales; Aspergillaceae
Product: putative C6 finger domain protein
Exons: 3
Coding region: 1-1098 (365 amino acids)
Biological process (GO): regulation of DNA-templated transcription
Molecular function (GO): DNA-binding transcription factor activity, RNA polymerase II-specific; zinc ion binding
Source: RefSeq, a predicted model, not a curated record
AUGACCUCAACAACCCCGAAUUCGCAAGCCGCUGUUAUGGAAUCUUCCGCCGCAGACAAAAAGCGCAAUAAAUUAGGAUAUCAUCGCACCUCUGUCGCAUGUGUACACUGCCGGCGACGAAAGAUUCGAUGUCUCGUAGCAGCCGACGACGCUCAAGGCCGAUGUGAAAACUGUAUUCGACUUCGAAAGGAAUGUCAAUUCUUCCCCGUUGACCAACAACCUCCGGUUGAAAAGAAAUCCCGGCCCAGCUCGCGAUUGGAAACUGCAUCGACGGAUCCCUCCACGGCCUCAUCUUCGCCUCCGACUGGGAAUGGGGGAGAGCAAACGGAGGCAUUCUUUCCUUAUCAACCAAUGCCGCUAAACCCCGGUCCUGACGUUACGGCAUUCAAUCCCGGAGGCUUCCCUGGGAAUCCUAUGGCUCAGUUUGCGCCAGAUCGCAAUGUAGGAGCCGCCGAGUUUGCACCGGGACCGUCGCUCGAUCCAUCCGUUCCGUGGGACGAAUUUACUACGAUUUCAGAUCCUCAAGUCCUAGCAAAUAUGACCGCAGCAGGAAAACACGCGAUGAUGAAUAUGGGACCCGGGGUAUGGAGUCCCGGGCCCAACCCGAUGGCAGGCAUGCCGACCGCGUCCGGGCUUCCAGGAACGCCAACAGUACCAUCGCAAUCUCAGACCCUGAACCCAGCUACGGGGUACACCCUUCAACCAGACGGAUCAGUUUGGCCAAUGGCCCCGCCGCGAUCGAUGACUUUCCCCGCGCAGGCCGAGAUGCCCGUGCCAUAUCCCGCUCCCGGUCAAUUCCAACAGCAGAUACCCCCGGAUCUCAAACGAAGAAUGACCAGCCCGGCGCAAGCAUACCCACGAAGCCCCGUCAAUCCGCAGAGCCCUGCAUCGACCGAUUUGCAAGGGACGCCGGUGUCGGUGUCCUAUCCCGGCCAACCACCCGCGAUGGGCUUCCCCGGGUGGUCAGAUAUGAGCAACAUGUCCCCGAUGAAUGUCGUUCAAUAUCCUAUGUACACGGGCGAUGGCACGCCACAGGCGCCAUAUGGUAGCCCUCAACCACCCAUGGGCCAUCCUGGAUCCGGACAAUCGCCACCGUGA